Aspergillus glaucus CBS 516.65 is the source of this 1563-nucleotide messenger RNA. RefSeq lists its product as uncharacterized. Gene Ontology annotation, molecular function: amino acid transmembrane transporter activity. The record is from RefSeq and is a predicted model, not a curated record. The coding region runs from base 1 to 1563 and encodes 520 amino acids. Gene Ontology annotation, cellular component: membrane. The transcript has 3 exons. NCBI's taxonomy places the organism in Eukaryota, Fungi, Ascomycota, Eurotiomycetes, Eurotiales, Aspergillaceae. Gene Ontology annotation, biological process: amino acid transmembrane transport.
AUGAACGACCCCGAAGCCGGUGUUAAAAAACACCAUGACGAGAAGGAUUCUCCUCCCCGAGGGAUCAAAACUCGCCAUGCUCUAAUGAUUGCUAUCGGGGGCACGAUUGGCACGGGACUUUUUGUCGGUACUGGCGAGGCAUUGGCAAUUGCUGGUCCGGCUCCGCUACUGGGCGUGUACGUUGUCAUCUGCAUUCUCGUAUACGGCAUUAUCACGGCCACCAGCGAAAUGUCCACGUACAUACCCGUACCCGGAUGCUCAAUGGCCUACUAUGCCAAUCGAUUCGUGUCUCGCAGCCUAGGGUUCGCCCUGGGGUGGCUGUACUUCUACUCAUUUGCCAUCCUUGUCGCAUACGAGAUCACGGCGGCUGGUCUAGUUAUUGACUACUGGCCCAACGAUAUCAACAUUGCAGUCUGGAUUUCGAUAAUGCUGGUGGUGGUCAUUGUGCUUAAUCUGUGCCCUGUUCGGGUAUACGGGGAGACUGAGUUCUGGUUCGCCUCUCUCAAGGUUUUCAUGAUCCUUGGUCUGCUAGUCCUGUCCGUGGUACUCUUCUUUGGUGGUGGCCCAACCCAUAAGCGCUUGGGUUUCCAUUAUUGGAAGUAUCCCGGUCCUGCCAAAGAGUAUCUCGUGCCAGGAGCAGCGGGCCGGUUGUGUGGUGUUGUAUAUGUUGCCUGCUUCUCGGUCUUCUCAUUCAACUUCGCCCCGGAAUUACUGGUGAUCACGGCCGGCGAGAUGCAUAAUCCCCGACAAAACCUUCCCAAAGCCACAAAGCACUAUUUCUACCGGUUGCUUGUCUUUUAUAUUCUUGGCGUGCUUGCCAUUGGUGUCAUUUGCGACAGCAACGCCCCCGGUCUGCUCAGUGGAGAGGCUGGAGCAGGCGCAUCGCCCUGGGUCAUCGCCAUUAAAGAAGCCGGUAUUAAAGGACUCGACAGUGUGAUCAAUGCCGUUAUCAUUACAUCGGCCUGGUCAUCGGCAAACUCGUUUCUGUACAUGUCGAGCCGGUCUCUUUAUUCGCUUGCAGUGGCCGGUAACGCCCCACAGAUCUUCACUCGCUGCAGUCGAUUGGGUACUCCGUACUGGGCUGUCUUCGCUAGCUGCGUGCUGGGCUUAUUGGCGUACCUGAACUGCGGGAAUGACGCCAGUCAAGUGUUUAACUGGCUGAUCAACCUGACAAACACGGCUGGAUUCACCUCGUGGGUAUGCUGCGGCAUCACCUACACGCGGUUCCGCAUGACAUGUCAAGCACAGGCCGUUACCUCGCUGCCAUAUCGAUCGCGCUUUCAGCCGUACCUCGUCUGGGUGGCCAUGUGCGUGUUUGCUCUUUUGUUGCUUUGCAAUGGGUUCUCCGUCUUCGUUGCGGGAAAUUGGUCCUUGUCGACUUUCUUGACAUCCUAUAUCGGUAUACCUGUGUUUCUGGGGAUCUAUUUCGCGCAUCGGAUAUAUGCUCGUGGUGACUCGUGGGCCCGACAUCCGUGUAACAUAGACUUGCAUACUGGCCUAGCUGAAGUCGAGGCCGACUGCCCGGAAGAAGAACCAGCUCAAAAACAUGCCCCAGAUGAUUAA